UCAUCUGUUUCUACCGUCAUAAACGUUAUUUGCACCCGCUGCUUACCGUUCAAGCUUGAGCUGCACCUGCAGCAUUUUGCUUGAAUUUGCUGGGAUGAUUUACGACUUGACAUCGUCCAACCUACAAGCAAUCCCUACGUUCCUAAGUCACUAGACGAUUUAGAAACACAUUGUUAAUCGCAGCGUGCUUAAAAUCAGCACUACUCGCCUUUGAAAACUGCAAGAGACGCUUUCAGAAAUAACCGAGCCUGCGUACCCAUAACCUGCGGAAGACCUGGAGUGACAUUGAUUGAACAUGGCGGCGUUUGAUCCCAUACUAGCCAGAGGGGUGAAACUGAUGCUAAGUAAUGAGCCUGAUGCUGCAGAGCAGUUGCGUGCCAUGCUGGAAGAAGCUCUACGCAACAAAUACGGAGCCAACAUCAAACUGCCUUCCUUGUCGGAAGUAGAAGAAUCAGCAGAGAGAAAGUUGUAUGACUCUGCUAGCUCCUCCAAGGUGCAUUCUCCAUCACCACUUACUGCUCUAUCAGACGAAUCUAGUGGUUCUGCCUCAGCCGACAUCGAUGAUAGCUUUUGCAUGAAUUUUACGGAGUUAUCAUGUGUUGUGUGUGGACAAUUUAAUGUUGGAGCUCGGAACCAAUUGAUGGAAUGCAACUCGUGCCAGAAGUUAUAUCAUCAAGAUUGCCACGUGCCACCAGUGCAGGAACUGGCAUCAUCUAGCUGGGAUUGUGGAGAUUGUGCUAAAAAGAAACAACCAAAAGUUAAAACUGAAUCACCAGUGUCUGGUGGCAAACCAGUGUCUUUUGCCAGUCUAACUAGUGGUAAGAAAGGCUCUUCCUCAUCCCAUAAGAGCUCCUCAAAGUCGAGCUCCAGUUCAAGUUCCAGUUCAUCACAUAAAUCAUCAUCAAAAUCAUCUAGUAGUCACAGUCAUAGCAGCAGUAACAAACGUCAUUCUUCAUCAUCAUCAUCAUCUCACAAAUCCUCGAGCCAUCAUAAAAGCAGUAGCAGCCGCCAUUCAAAAUGAUAUCUGAGUACGCUUAUUUUUUCAUUUCAAUUUUCUUGAUAAAUAACAACAAUCUGUUUGCUUGAUCAUGACAGUGACACUAUUCAAUUGUAUUGAAUACCUUGGUUUUUUAAUCAAAUUUUUCAUCCUACUUUGUCAUAAUUAUAUUAUCAUCUCUGUAUUAAAUUACUUGACAGGGAGCCCAUAGGAAAUAAACCAUUAUUUACAGCGGGCUUCCCUAGUCAAUGCUCUCUACUCGGUG
This is a messenger RNA of Thrips palmi, 1262 nucleotides long. Its product is annotated as integrator complex subunit 12-like. The transcript is spliced from 6 exons. Bases 296 to 1021 code for a protein of 241 amino acids. Lineage: Eukaryota; Metazoa; Arthropoda; Insecta; Thysanoptera; Thripidae. The record is from RefSeq and is a predicted model, not a curated record.